AUGUUGCUUCAAUCGCCUUUAUUGUUACACUUAACGAGCUCCUUCCUCAUCUCCACGUUGCGGGUUCACGUCGAGCCUGAAGACCCAUCAUCGUUGGUCGAAGAAGAUGUACAGACUCCCUUUAUCCUGGUAUCGCCCAAUCGAAACAUAUCCAUUAGUUUGCGAGGCAAUGCCAUGGUGGUCGAUAAUCUCCCCUUUACCGGUUCAACAGGUUUGUGGACGGUGAAGGGCGGGUUCGUGUUGUCUGCCAAUUGUCAGCAUGGCUUUAGUUUUAAAUUGAGUAUUGAUGAUGCUGAACGAAUACUAGCUUCACCUUCGUUUUGUACGAAUCAUGGCCUAAACAGUGAGUUUUCACACGAUAAGUAGCUAAUUGGGCCACACAUGGGGAAUAUAAAUUGACCAAUGGGCUGUUUUAUUAACCUAGCGUUUCUCAGAGAUCUUAAUUGGACCAGAUGACCGGAGUGACGAACUUUUUUAUGGCUGUAUUCACAACAUCACACUGGGUCCGAACAAAGUUCUGGACAAGUGGUGUAGGUAGGCGUUGACAAUUUUGUAAUGACCAUGAAUCUUAUGCAUUUAAUAAUAUAUACUGUAAUAUGAGAUCAAUCAGAACAAGAUGUAAAACUACCCAAAUUACAAUACCUUACUUGACAGGUUAAAAAAUGCGAAAAAGGAUGACAAAACGAAUGUUGGCAAAGUAAAACCGUUUUCGAAUAACAUUCAACCAGCUUAUAUUGGUGAACCAGUGAGAUGCCUGGAAGGAUCUGAAGCUAAGAUACUGUGGAAGAACAUCUACAUCUUCCCAGACCAUCGACGUUUCGACUUGAAGUACUCUGAAAUUGUCUUCGAAGUGCUACACAAACCGGCCUUUGGUGAUUUGAAGAUGGGAAACGUAUCUGUAGGCAACUUUACCUACGAAGACAUUAUCAACCAGACCCUGAAGUACGUGAACGAUGGCUCAGAGAACACAGAUGACUCGUUCGAAGUCAAUGUCUGGGUUCAGACGGCGGAGGCGAGUUCAGAAAAGAAAGUAUUGGCUGUGGUUGUCAAUAUAAUCCCAGACGACGAUCCUACGGAAAUAGAAGUCACAAAAGAAGCCGACAACAUCAUCGUGACGCCAUCUUCGAAGACCGUGCUCACCGAGAAGUAUCUCAAGAUCUGGGAUCUGGAUUCAGCCACGGACAAGGUGUGGAUUGAUGUGGUUGAGGAAAGGAAUGCCCAUUUGAGUGACAACGAUGGCAACUCCAUCAAACAGUUCACAUUGGCCGAGUUUCUACGUGGAUCGGUAAGAUUCCGGUUUUUUGCUUGAUUUUAGGUGUUUUAGGUGUUGUCUUUUCUUAAACCAUAUUGUAGCCUUUUAAUUGCCCAUCUACUUUAGGUUUACAUAAACGCCGAAGACGAGCGAGGCCUUCUGAAGCUGGCUACACGUGAUCCUGUUGCCAAAACCGUUGUCCUAAAGACACGAUCUUCUGUUUUACAAUUUCGGCUAACUACUAACACUGGUCUGCGUUUAUCGUUCCGUUCGGCUAGACUAAUAUCAUCUGAGAAUCUGACUGCCGAAGCCAAUUUCCCUGUCGUCGUCGGGUAUACUGUAGUCGACAACCCUGAGUUUGGAGUAGUAGAAUGUCUGAAGCCGCUGCCUACUGGAGGGUUGGAAGAGUUUCAGUUGUGUUCACAGUUCACUCAAAAUGACAUCGACAAGAUGAAGGUCAGGUUCAGACAUUCUUCCGACAAUCGACCGGCUCGAGACAGCUUUGCCUUUAGGGUAAGUACCUUGAUAUAUGUUUUGAUAAGUUAUACUUUGCUUGAAGCCUAUUUAAGCCUAAAGUAAUUUUAAAUAUUUCCUUGAUAAUAUAUAAAUGUUUUUAAAGUUACAAUAUUCCAGGUGUCCUACGGUAACCAACAAAGCGAGCUGUACGAGUUCGCUAUUGACAUGUUCCCGAUCAGUGUCAAAGUGUACUACCAAGAGCCAAUAGUCCUAAACAACACGGAAGAGGUGGUCUUGUCCCGUAGCAACUUAAUGGCCGUCUCCUUCCCCGAGCUAAUCCAGCCAGAUGCCUUUGUGUAUCAUAUCGUAGAGCCCCCCAAGUACGGUAUGUUGUCGCGACAAGUUGCCAGUAUGAAGAUGCGACGAAUCGGGCUUGCUUCCAACUUUACACAGUACCAUCUGGACCAACAGACCAUCACCUACAAGUUGAACUACGUCCAGUACAACAUCCUCAACGACUUCUUCAUGUUCCGCAUUCUGACGCCCACGACGACUACAGAGUUACUACGAUGUGACAUUACUUUCCUGCCUGGAGAGAACUCGUUGACAUUGAUUAACAGGACUUUGGUGGUUAAUGAGGGCAGGAAACAGAAGGUAAUGAUGGGUCAGGGCAGGUGUUAAGGGGGUGGGUGGGGAGGAAAAAUACACCAUUCUCUUUUAACUAAUCUACAAGCAAAAACGUCAUUUUAAUGAGGUUUAACGAAGUUAACAAUCAUUUGUAAGGUAGUCCACCGACAAUAUUAUCCUUGUAAUGGUUUUACUUUCAGAUCACAAAUGGCACUUUAUGGCUAGAGACUCCAGACGAAAAGAACUUUAAGUUUACCGUAACCAUCGUACCGUUCCACGGAAAUCUUGUAGUACUUAAUCGGUUUGGGAUUCGCGAGAUUCUGGACAGAAAUGAUGCCUUUACUUCCCUAGAUAUAAUCAAUAAGAAGUAAGGCUAAUUUUUUUAUUGUUUUACCUUUUAGCACUUGGACUACAUCCUACAGUAGAUUAUUUUACAGUUUUACUAUAACAAAAUAGUCAUAGCAUGCUUCAAAAAUUAGAAAAAAACUGAUAAAGUUAAGAAAAUGACUUCAGGUUAAGCUACGAACACUCUGGCUUCAAAUCCCUGACAGAUCGAGUCUUCAUCCAAGCCGAAAGCCUUCAGACGCCGAGUACCAGAUUCUCGUUUUGGCUGAGUAUCAGAAUAAUACCUCUAAACAGUCAGAAGCCUCGACUGAACGGUCCCUACAGUAACAACACCCUCACGAUCCAUGUACUCGAAGGUGGAGAGAGGAUUCUGUAUCCGGCCUUGCUACCGUGGGUGGAUCCAGAUUCCUCCAGAACGACGCUACACUUCUUCUUUCCGAGUCUAUUCAGAGAAUUCACAAUUUCGAAACGGAAUUUCCCCGAGAUUCCGGUCAGAAACUUCACGAAUCAUGAGCUGGCUACACAGUCACUGAUUCUGCGUCACGUCUCUCUCAAGUUGGAGACUCAACCAGACUACAUCGUGGCCGAUGACAAGUUCGAAGUCGAGAGUAAAGUAAGAUUUGUGGCUGAGAAGAAGCCAUUCUUGAGGAUACUGUACGCGAAAGUGCCUACCGUACCUCCAAUAAGUCAGAGGUCGGUGAUACUAUUAAGUACUACGAACUUAUGGACCGAUUCUAACCUCAACAUUGACCCGUUAUCACUACAGUAUCUCUACGUAGACCAAGGGCAGAAUCCAUUUAAGAUUCUGAAAGACGGCACGUUGAGUACAACGUUCCAAUUCUCACAGCACGAUGUGUGGGAGAAUCGUAUCUUCUUCGUGCCACGCUUGGAGCCUGGUAUAGUGAAGAUGAAGGUGGAAGGAGGUCCUCUGUCUCUUGACUUCAGUUUGAUCGUCGAACCGACCUCAGGUCAACGACCGUUCCAGGUCCACCUGAUGGAUAAGAUUACAUUACCCUUAGGCGCUGUGUUCGCUCUAGAUACCAACAUACUUGACUUUGAGCCAGCUGGACUGAAGUCGUUCAUCGUGGCAGACAGAAGUCCGGCUUCUGGUCGAUUAGUGUCCAAGAUUCAGUCGGCUGACAAGGCUGAGACCAUUUCUGUAGAUAUCGACCACUUCUACAGGAAAGGCCUACAGAACGAACUCAUAAACUAUGUCAACAAUGGCGUCUUGAACAGGGCCGAGACCGACUCCGUGUCUUUCAAUAUUACAGUAGACAACACGCUUACUGUAGGACCGUUUGGAGUGGAGUUUAGUAUCGUCGAUAGCUCUAGGGUGGGUUUCCAAAUAACUAAUACAGUGAAUAUAUAAACAAUUUAAAUUAUUUUUCAGUAAGUUAACUACCGUAUAAGCUUUCAAUCAUUACCUAAAUAUGCCUUUGACGUCUGUUAUAAUAAACUAUGUCAUUUUAGCCAGCCCUAAUAGUCCUAAAGAACGUUUCACUGCCGUGGGGAGAGAGUGUGACUAUCAACAACAGCCACAUCCGAGCCUUAAUCCCCAACUCUGCCUACGAGAACGACGAGAACAUACGGUAUGAAGUGGUUCAAACUUCGAAAGUCGGUCGAUUGUUAGUCGAGAGCCGUGACCUCAACGUUCUCAACCCAUCGUUCACUCAGAAUCAGCUACGGUCAGGCAGAGUGGUGUUCACGGCCAGUACGGGUACUGCGACCAACUCCAAGACCUACCCCACCCAAACCUCCAUCACCUUGACCGCCUGCAAAGCCAGCUGUAGCAGUCCAGCCACCAUCUACAUCAACAUCGAGGCCGACAACAUACAGAAACCGGACCUGCUACGCAACGAACCACUGCAAACCACGGAUUCCGAAGCCGUGAUCACAUCCAGACAUCUCCAUGCAGCAGACUCUGACACUCAGCCAGACCAACUCAAGUACCUGAUCUGGCAGCCGACUGGAGGGAUCGUAGCUUCAGUCAGAAGUCGGAAUGAAUCCUUAUCGUCCUUCACUCAGGAACAGGUCAACAACAAGGAGGUGGUGUUCGUGGUGAGUGAGCACGAGCAAGACAAGAACGGAUUCGCAUUUCUUCUGACUGACGGUCUACAUCAGAGUAAGCCAGAGUGGUUUACCGUGAGUCGGAAUACACGGUCAGAAGUGCAUCUGGAGAACAACGCUAGACUAAACGUGGCACCGGGACAGAAAGUUCUCAUCGGGCCAGAAGUACUGAAGGCUAGGAUUCUUAAUGUAAGUUACUUAUAUCUUUACAAACUAUCUCUUAAUACUAAGCAAGAAAUUCAGUUCUGAUAUUAACAUAGAUAUCCUUAUCAAAUCCCAAAAUCUAAUAACUAGAAUAUCUAAAACUAAAUAUUGCAGGUCCCAUCAGAGAAAGUGAUGUAUCAUAUCACCAGAAUCCCAUCCCUUGGUCGGCUAAUGAUAAAAGACCUGAAUCGACCGGUCGAGUACUUCACUCAAGCCGAUGUUGAUGAAGACCGCCUGUACUAUCAGUCCCAUUCGGCCGAACUAGGUCUGUGGGCCAACCGUGACUACUUCAGCUUCGUUGUGUAUCCAAAAGGGAACCUUACAGAAUCUGCCGGAAUCCCACGAGCAAAUGAAUUCAGAUUCAAGAUACUCGUAUCGUACUCAUACCUACAAGAACCAGAACUGGACUUAUUUUUAGAGAAGGACUAUGUUAACAUCACUCAGGAAAGCGAAAUGAUGCUCAGUAAACGGCAUCUGAAUCUGGAGAAGCUGGAAAGCUACUGUAACGACGUUCUUUUGAUAGAAGUGGAACGUUCUCCGCUGUUAGGAACGUUGGAGAUACUCAAGAAUCCACACCAUGAACAAGAUGAAGAAGCCGAAACGGAAGGAGAGUUUACAGCACAUCAACUACAUACCGGUAGAUAUGUCAUGUACAAACACAAUUCGAAGAUCGGAGCAGACGAGAUCGUACUCAGCGUGUACGGACAGAGAGAACGGUAUAAAAAGAUGGACAAAUUGAAGAUCAAGUUGGAUGUGAGGGUGGAGAAGAGGAUGGAGUACGUGGUUCAAGUAAGUAUCUUCAAAAAUAAUGUAAAAUAAGAUUUUUUUCACAAAAUACGUUAAGAUAUUAUAUUGUAAAAUGAAUCACAUACAUCAAUAUUACAAUAACCGUUUCAACUUCAGCUGAAGCACUUUGAAUCCCGUAUCACAAUAUUGUCUGGAGGAUCAGCAAGGUUAAAAGAAGAAGCUUAUUCAGCUCACGAUGUUAUUACUCCUCAAAAUGACCCACAAUAUACAGUAAUCCAACAGCCUUCCAAUGGAGUAAAACUCAAGAUCAACGGUUCGAAACAAUCAGAUACGUUUAGUCAGGAACAGAUCAAUAGUGGAUCAGUCAGUCUAGAGCAUUCGCCACUUUCGGCCGAUGACAAGUUUGAUGUCAUGAUGUUACAGAUUGGCACUUUUACUAAAGUCAUCGUGAUCGAGAUAGAACCACUGGCACUAGAGUUGUUUAACCAUACUGAAGUAUCGUAUGUUCAGGGAAAGACUUAUGUGGUAUUAAACAAGUAAGUAUCCAGCUUUGUAUGCAACUUUAAUAUGUAGUAAGUAUACAAAGACCACCAAAAUUCAACUCCAAUUAAAUUUUGUUAUUAACCCUUUUUAGCAAACAUCUCGGAGCAGUCUCCAACGUCCCAAGCUCCAGAAUCAUCUACAAUAUAACAGAAGCUCCAAAGAAUGGAUCCGUUUACUGGGUAGCCGGAGAAACUGCUGCUACAGUCUUCACACAGAAGAAUAUUGAUGACGGUGACAUUCUGUAUGCCCAACUAAACAUGAAUGCCUUUGGAGACUCAUUCAGAUUCACGUUGAGCAACGAUGAAGUCGAGUUAAUGACAAAAGUUUGUAGAAUCGUUGUAAAACCCGACCUAAACGUUCAGGAACUUCAAGUGACUCCAAUGAGUGUCAACCAAGUAGCUGACAUUAACUUGAAUGCAUCAACGUUAAAAGGAAAGUCGCCCAGAUAUAUUGUGGUUGAGCCACCAAGGUACGGGAACUUCUUUUUGUAUCCGAGGACCAAUCAUACGAUAACAUUCUUCACUCAAAGUAAUAUUAAUGAAGGCAGACUCUUCUACCGUACAGAUGAGAUUGAUGGACCACUGGAAGACGUCAUACUGCUAGAGUUACGGUCAGAUGACGUCCAACCAGCCAGAUUCAAUUGGUCGGUGAAAAUCACCGACUUUAUCGGCCAAUUCGACCAGUCGUCAAACUCCCCUGGCGGCAAAAUCCUCGUCAAAACUCCGAAAGUCGACAAACCUAACACAACAUCACAAGUGGACCUGAACUACCGUUUCCCUGUCAUAAUAUUACUGGCUAUAGUAAUUGGAGUAGUUGGCUUUUUACUCUGUCGAAAAGGAGGAGAACCAGAAGCCCAAAAGAGAAAGAGUAUAAUCAGUGGAGAUGCCAUCCCUAACAUUGGCAUCAGAGAACUUCCAGAGAUUGACGAGGACAAUCCCAAACUCAAAAAAGGAUCAGAAAUCUUAAAACCUGGUCCUGCAAGGCCUGGAAACGACCUUCUUGGCCAAACAGUUUAUGUAGAUCAACGAAAAACAACUCCACCCAAAUAUACCACCCGAGAUGACACUCCGACUAGAAAACUAACCACAUUUGAAGAAGAAUCCCCACCCAAAAAACCUCCUUUUGGACCAGCUUACAAAUCAACAGCGUUAUCUGCCAUAGCCAAAGCUGGGGAAGACAACUCACGACUAAAGAAAACAUCAGCAGCUAUGUUGAACGAAAACCAAUACUGGGUCUAA
Bursaphelenchus okinawaensis is the source of this 7479-nucleotide messenger RNA. NCBI's taxonomy places the organism in Eukaryota, Metazoa, Nematoda, Chromadorea, Rhabditida, Aphelenchoididae. The record is from the annotation of a GenBank genome assembly.